GUGACAGAAUCAUAAACAUGCAUGUCGAUCGAAGAACUUUAACAUUCCAUUAUGGUUAAUGCUGAAAUGAAUUUAUUUUUUUAAACAAUCAUGAGUGGACGAGCUGACGAUCUCAGUAAAGAGCAGGAAGAUUGUCUAGAAAAGUUUAAAGAAAGAGUAAAGGAUGUUUUAAAACAAUCCCAUGAUGAUCAUUAUCUUUUAAGAUGGCUAAGGGCAAGAAAUUUUGAUUUGAAAAAAUCAGAGACUAUGUUGAGAAAUCAUAUUGCUUGGAGGAAACGAGAAAAUGUAGAAAAUAUACAUGACUGGGAAUGUCCAGAGGUGAUCCAAAAGUACUUUACUGGUGGUCUGUUUGGACAUGAUGUGGAUGGAUGUCCAGUCUGGAUUGACCCAUUUGGACAGAUAGAUUUGAAAGGAAUGUUAAAGUCAGCAAAAAAAGCUGAUGUUAUCAGAGCCAAAGUUCAGCUCCUUGAAAAGCUUCACAACAAGACAUUUCCAGAAUUCAGUGCAGAGAGAGGGAAGAGAAUAGACUCUCUAGUUAUCCUGUAUGACCUUGCAAAGCUUGGGAUGAAACACUUGUACAAACCUGGUGUUGAUGCAUACUGUGAAAUGUUAACGAUGUUUGAAGAUCAUUAUCCAGAAACUUUAAAAUAUGCCAUAGUCAUAAAUGCCCCCAGAUUUUUUCCUAUAGCCUACAACAUUGUGAAACCUUUUCUAUCAGAGGCAACAGCCAAGAAGACAAUCAUUCUAGGAACUAAUUAUCGUGACACUUUAUAUCGAUACAUCUCUCCAGAAGAGCUCCCAGUUUGUUAUGGAGGUAAACACACAGAUCCAGAUGGGGACCCUACAUGCAAAUCACAGAUUGGACAAGGUGGUGAUGUACCAAAGUCUUACCACAAACAACAGAUGCUUUCAGCAGAAAUAGAUAAUGCGGUGUGUGUGACUGUGGGGCGUGGUUCCUCCCUACAAGUUGAGUGUGAAGUUCCUGUCAAAAACAGUGCCAUUAGAUGGCAGUUUUCCACCCAAGGAUUUGACAUUGGAUUUGGUGUGUAUCGGCGUACAAAAGAUGAGAGACAGAAAGCCAAUGAGAUGGAGGAGGUUCUCCCCAGUCAGAGAGUCAAUUCUCACCUGGUGCCAGAGGAUGGAAGUGUUACCUGUACAGAUGUAGGAAUGUAUAUUCUUCGAUUUGAUAAUACAUUUAGCUGGACAAGAAGUAAGAAAAUUCACUACCUUGUAGAAGUUCUAGAACCAGACACUGAAGACUUUACCAAUCCCAAUGCCUCUAAGGCCAGCUUCAAAGUCAAACAUCAAUGUUAGAAUGGUCUAAAAGUUCUCAAAAUAAAGUAAUCUUGUCAAAUGAUGUAAUACUUUAGAUUAUGAGCCAAUGAAAACAAGAGAGAGAGUUAUAAAAAAUGUUUUUAGGUUUGAUUUUAUGUAUUUUAAACUUAGUUCUUCUUCUUCAGUAAAGAAGGUCAUAAACAGUGCCAAAGAUCAAUAUCUAAUUAUGUUUAAUAGUAUGAAUAUAAAUGAUAAUACAUGUCAUAUAUUUAGAAUUAUGAAAGAUAUAUCUAAAAUAAGCACUUUUAAAUGCUGAUUAUGAUGUGUACUUUGAACUCUUGAGGGAAAAAAAGUCACAUCUGUGUAAUUUUAUAAAAAGGGUUUUAUUCUCUGAUUUAUUAAUUUAGAGAUACAUGUAUACACAUAAUUGCUCAAUUCAGUAGUCCCAUUAGUAAAAAAAAAUAUUUAGGUACUCAAUAGUUUAACCUUUUCAUCUUUUAAUUCCAAAAAAAUGGUCUGAUCUGAUAUUUGUCAAUGCUUAAAUUCAGUUAUUAAAAAGUAAAAAUGUUUGAUAAUUAAAAAAAAAAUUAAAAACUUUUCAUCAUGAUCUGUAAAACAUUAGCAUGAUUCAGGAAUUUUUUUACUGAAGGAUUCAAAUAAGGGAAUAAAAGCUUUACUAUUCAAAUUGACAGAAAAUGUGUUGAAAUUUCAUUUUGGCAUUAUGUGUUUCUAUAAAGUACAGAUAUGCACACAAUUAAAGUGAAUUACUAUUGCAAGUCCCUGCUUAACCUGCUGCAAGUUAUAGGGAAAAAUCAUUUAAGUCCCCUGUUAUAUUUUUUAUUUCAUUCAUCUAAAAUAUGCCACGUAUUUGUAAUUUGUUUUAUAAUUUACCUCUUCUGUUGUAUUUUAUUUGAUUUGUUGUUCAAAGUUUUUUUUUAUUUUACCUUAAAACUACCUGUAUACAUAACAAUGCUCAAUUUUAAUUUAUGUUAAAAAAUUACGUUCUCUAGGAAAGUUGCAUCAAUUUGAAUAUGCACAGAGCUUGCAUUAAUUAGCAUAUUAUUUUUUGUAUGCAAAGGCAAAAGUUUAUAUAUAUACAGUGUAUAUAUAUUUGACACUUGACACUGUUAUACAAAAAGUGAAAAAGUGACACUGUUAUACAAGAAGUGAAACUUUGCUGGAUGGUCACUCUUAGUGUCAUAUUAAGCCUAUUUUAAAUGCACCAGUAAGAUUUUCUAAUCAAAGCUUGUCUAUUGCACAUGUAAUUUGGUUUGUUGUUUGUAAACGUUUACAUGUUUGGUCUCUUGGGAACCUCGAGUCAAUUUCAACCUCAUGCAUUCAGCACAUUAGCACAUACACAGGUGCAUGUAUCAAAUUCAGGGCUGAAUUCCCUACCAAGGAUUAAGUAUUUGAAAUAAUGAAACUAUUACAGGUUGAGAUGUUUGGAAACUUCUCUUUGCUAGAGCAUCCUGGUCUGAAAAAGAAAAAAGACAAACAGCCUAUUUAUAUAGCUUAAGGAGGCUGGGGGGUCAACAAAUUAACCAUCAGAUAUAACUUAAUUUUUUAGAUAUGAUAUCUUAAGCUGUCAACUAUCAUUUGGCAAAUAAAAAUUUCAUACAUUUUAGUUUUAAAAUUUGAUCAUUUUUGUAUAUCUUUAUAUGGAGCUCUUCUUCUAAAGGAGAUCAAUAUAGUCUGAAAAUGGCCACAACCACCCAGCCCUCUUAAAUUAAAUUUUCUCCAUUACCCUGGACCGUAAUGGGGUGGUUUUAAAAUUUCAAAACGUAUUUAUACAUGAUGAUUUUUAAGGGGGUGGGGGGUUGUGAUAUUUUUUUGUUUGUAAUAAACUUAUAGAUGUAUAAUUAAAUAUAAUGUCCAGUUCUGAUUAAAAAAUUAUAUUUAAUUAUAUAUUUUUAGUUAUGCUCCAAACUAUACUGUCAUUUCCUAGCACUGUCUAUUGUACAAUCAUUUUCUUUUAAGUGAUUCUGUUUUCACAGUAUAGCAUAUAGUAUUAGUAUUGAAGAGACCAAUGAAUUAAUGUCCACCAAGAAAUGCAAUUUUUCACAUAUUUUACAACUCAACAAUUCUUCAUCCAUGAAAUCAAAUCCUCAUAAACCCAUAUUUUUUCCUCAAACCACAAAAAAUUUGCCCCCACAAACAUGUGAUUUUACAGUGCUAUAAUGCAUGUUAUUUUUACACUAUUUAAAAGAGUUGUUUUGAUACAUGUAAUUAUAUUUCAGUCUAAGUAAUACUGAUUGUAUUUUUAAAUCUUACAAAAUUAAUGUUAUUGCAUAUAGUGCAUAUGUAGUGAAAUUAAAUGUGAUAUUAAUGAAAUAGAUAGAAGAAUCGAUUAAAUAUUUUAUUUCAAGAUUCUUUUCUUUCUUAUACCUAUGUACCUAUGCUCAGAUUCCUAUCAACAUAACCUGUGAAUAAAUAUCAGUAUUUAUGGUGCACUUAACAAAGCAAACUGAUUUUUUUUUUCUUUUUGCCAGUGUUAUGUUACAGUGUAAAUUUGUUGACAUUACAAGAAAAUUUUCAUCCUGAGUAUAAAUAGAUUUUGCAGUAUACA
Molecule: messenger RNA, 3841 nt
Organism: Saccostrea echinata
Lineage: Eukaryota; Metazoa; Mollusca; Bivalvia; Ostreida; Ostreidae
Product: SEC14-like protein 2
Exons: 12
Coding region: 91-1314 (407 amino acids)
Cellular component (GO): cytoplasm
Source: RefSeq, a predicted model, not a curated record